Messenger RNA from Hemiscyllium ocellatum (epaulette shark), 10412 nucleotides. RefSeq names its product transcriptional activator MN1-like. The transcript is spliced from 2 exons. Bases 3 to 3866 code for a protein of 1287 amino acids. The record is from RefSeq and is a predicted model, not a curated record. Gene Ontology annotation, biological process: regulation of DNA-templated transcription. NCBI's taxonomy places the organism in Eukaryota, Metazoa, Chordata, Chondrichthyes, Orectolobiformes, Hemiscylliidae.
UUAUGUACAGCCUGGAUCAGUUCAGCAGGAGCGGCGGUGGCCCGGGUGGGGAGAGAAACUUCAGCCAGGCAGCAGCCCUGGCUAUGUCGGCUCACUACAAAAGCCCAACUUUCCCCGGGGCCAGUGGCAGCGCAAUGGACGAGCAGACCCUGGGUCCCCUGGAGCCCCCCAUGCUGGGCCUGGGGAUGAACCCGGCCUUGGGCGGGGAAGCGUACUCCUUCCACCCCCGAGGGGGCCACUCGGAGCUGCACCAGGCUCCGGCAGCAGCAGCAGCGGCGGCGGCGGGGAGCGCGGCGGCGCCUCCUCCUGGUGGCCCGCAGCAGCCGCAGGCUCCGCCGCCGCCUCCUCCGGCAGCGGCAGCGCCCCCGCCCCAGCCCCAGGCCGCUCACGGCUACUUCCCCGGCGGCCCCCACCCGCACGGGCACCCCCACUUCAGCGGCAGCUUCUGCGGCACCGAGCCCGGCCAUUCGUGCCUGCACGGGGGGCGCCUGCUGGGCACCGCCGCCGCCUACAGCGGCAACCCCCUGGCCGGGCAGCCGCACGCCUUCGGCGACACCUAUGACCCACUGGGGGAGAACCAGGCUGGAGGGGGGGCAGCUGCUGCUGCUGCAGGAGGGGGGCCAGGCGAAGGCUUUGCACAGCAGGCACCACAGGUGGGGAGGUCAGGUAACCUCUCAGACUACCACCAGCACCAUACCCCGUCCUCCAACCACACGCCCUGCCUCCCCCUGGACCAGUCCCCCAACCGAGCCGCCUCCUUCCACGGCCUGCCAGCCUCUUCCUCCUCCGAGGCGCAUGGACUGGAACAGAGGCGCCUGCAGAGCCAGCCAGCAGUGGACUCCAUGGAGUACAACUACCAGAAUGAGCCCUCCGCCAGGCCCUUCGACAUGCCUGUGUUCUCGCCCUCCGAGUCUGGUGCCCAGCUCCCUCACUACGGCCCGGGUAGGCACGUGCCCGGGGGCAGCUUUCCUGCCAACACCGCCAUGCCCAGGACCCCUGGUCUAGUGAGCUUGGGCAAGGUCCACCCUCAGCAGCAGCAGCAGCACGGGGUGUUCUACGAAAGGUUUGGGAAUGCUCGGAAGAUGCCAGUGGGCAUGGAGUCCAGCGUGGCUGCCAGGAAUCCUCUCAUGCAGCAGCAGGCGGGUUUGCUCGCGCGGCAGAACUCUUGUCCCCCAGCGAUACCCCGGCAGCAGCAAGCAGAGACAGGGCCUCCGACCUCCAGUCUCCAGGACAGCGGGGCAAUGAUGCCAAAUCAGCACGCUCCUUUUGAGUACCCCAUUCAAAGAUUAGAGAACAGGAAUAUGCACCCUUACACUGACCCUAUGUUCAACAUUCAGCAACAGCCCAAUCAGAGACUACAGCAUUUUGAUGCUCCGUAUCUCAAUGUGGCAAAGAGGCCAAGGUUUGACUUUCCAAAUAACCACAACGUGGACAAUUGUGCUACUUGGAGUAGCAACAGUAUGCACAACGCAAGUUUGGAAAACCAUUUAUCACCCUCAGCGUACCCUGGGCUUCCCAAUGAGUUUUCACCACCUGGUCCAGAGGGCUUCCCUCCAGGACCUCCUCUGCAGCAUCCAGGGACUGAUCAACAGUCCCUGCAGCAGCGGCAAAACAUGCUGAUGAUGUUCAAGCAGAUGGUAUCGAGGAACCAACGGCACAGGAUGAGGCAACCUGAACUUCAGCACCUCAGCCAUCACGCUGACGUCAACCAAAACAGCAUAGUGCACAGCGGGCAGGUGGCGAACAUGUCGCAGCCUGGCUUUGAGAGGGAAAGUGGUGGGAGGAUGCCCAGUUUCGAUCCUCAGAAUCCACAGAUGGGCCAGGAAAACGCCUGGUUCCCUGGCCACCACCCAUCGGGCGAGAUGCUUCAGAGAAGGAUGGGUGGAUCCGCUGUGCCCCCUGAAGGCAGCCCCCAUGAAUCUGUCCAGAUGAACUUACAGCAGAACGGUUCAGGCAUGCUGUUCAGGCCGGGUGGGAAUGGACUGGGGAUGCAAGAGCCAAUGAGAAUGCCGGGUGACGGACAUGUACAGGGUUUGCACUCACCUGGGAUGCAUUCCCAGUUUGGCAACAGUAUGGGCAAUGUCGCACAGAUGCAGUCACCCAGCGGGGGCAUGGGCCUUCCCAGCACGUCGACUGAUCGAAGAGCCGGACCUGAUUUCCAAGGUAACCCAAUGGGCGGACAACCAGGCUUUCCGUUCGGGGGGCCGAACCGACCCUCUAACCCACACAACAAUCCCCCUGGAGUACCCCCAUCGCCUGGUAACUACCCACCCCAGUCUGAAUACCAAGCCAACCAGCGGCCCUCCAUGAGCAAGAUAGGGUCCCUGUCGCUGGGCUCCUUCAGCAAACCCGGUUCGAAGGAUAACACCAUUUAUGGGCAGAGUUGCUUGGCUGCCCUGUCCACGGCUUGCCAGAACAUGAUUGCCAGUUUAGGCGCUCCAAACCUCAACGUCACCUUUAACAAAAAGAACCAGAAUGAAGGGAAACGGAAACUGAGUCAAACUGAGCAAGACAGCGUUGGGCCAAGCAGUGGGAGUGGUGGCGGGAAUGUUGGUGGACCCCCGACUGGCAGCACGGGCAAUGGGCCUGAAUAUUUUCAAGGCAGCGCUCAGCAGAAUAGUCAGAUGGGGGUCUCUGGUGGUGGGAGUGGCAAGCUGGGCACAUCUACAGUGCAGAAUAGCACCCAGGGGCCAAACCCGCCAUCCCAACCAGAGUGCAACCUGUCCCCAAACUAUGCCUUGGAGGCCAUCCCGAGUGAAGGCAAAGGACAGACUGGGCGAGGGAGAGGCCGGAGAAAACGGGAUAGCGGCCACGUCAGCCCGGGGAAUUUUUUUGACAAAUACUCGGCUGAAAAUGUGAAUCCUGGGGUCAGUCCAGGGCAGCAGGGUCAGUCGAGCCACGCUGGUGACCGAGGUGGGACCCCGCAGGAUAAAUCCCUCACCUCCCCAUCCUGGGCGAAAGGGAAUGACCUCCUGCUCCCUGACCAACCUGACCUCAUGUCCUCCCUGGAUAGUGGAAUUCAAAGUGUGACAAAAUCAGAUGGCAGCUCGCCUCAGGUUGACUUCUCGGACGACGUCAGCAACAACUAUGGCAAUGAAGACGAGGUGUCCUCGAGCUCUGACAACAACAUACCCAAGGCCACCCGGUUAGUGACCAGCUCCCCCAAGCUGCAGCGAGCUGACCACGGGCUGCUCAGUGCCCAGAAACCCUUGGGCCAUGGCAUGCUCAAUGCACACCCCAACAGCAACACUACCUCCAACACGGGGCCUGGCGCCGACAGCUUUGGGCUCGGCAGCACUGGCAGUGGGCACCCGGGUACGCCAGGCAUGGAGCAGGUUCGCACCCCAACCAGCACAUCGACCCAGGACGAGAUUCACCCACUGGAGAUCCUGCAAGCACAGAUUCAGCUGCAGCGGCAGCAGUUCAGCAUAUCUGAGGACCAGCCGCUCGCCAUGAAGAACAAAAAGGCCGAGUGCCCCGGCCAGAAUGGGGACACAGAACUGGCUGCUUGUAGCACGGACAAUAGUAAGGCUGCCAUCAGCACUAUAGACAUUGAAUCAUUGAUGGCAGAGCAUAACUCUACCUGGUACAUGCCCAAUGACAAGGCCAUGAUGGAUCCACAGGAUGAAGACAAGCAAAUGGCACCGUGGGAAAAAGCCAAGUCUGCAAGUACCAACAAAGAAGCCCACGAGCUUUCCCAGAACAAGGCUUCAUCAGUCCAGACUGGCAGCCAUUUGCAGUGUCUGUCGGUUCACUGCACAGACGACCUUACUGACUCUAAAGGCCGGAGCCCCAUGCAAACUUGGAGAUCUUUGCAUUCGGACAUCUCUAAUCGAUUUGGGACAUUCGUGGCUGCUUUGACCUGAACAGAGAUGAAUUUUCUUUUGUGUUUUUUUUUGUUGUUUUCUCCUCUCGGCUGCUGCAGUGCGACAGACAGACAGAACAUCAAAACAAGUAAAAGUUGUAGUCAAGAAAGCAUCCGGGCCUCUUGCUGGCACUUUGCCUCAGUACCUUCGACACUGGUGGCCUGGAAAGGGUUAAUUCCAAGCCUGCGCUUCCGGGUGUUUGCCACAGUGGCUUGCCCACUACCAGACCUGUUGGAUUACCUAAAAAAAAAUUACAGUGACCGGUUCUAAACUUUGUUGAACAGAUCAUUUGUUAUUGGGAUUGUACGACGCUCUCUUUACUGGAUUCCUUGCACUUAUAUCUGAUUUCUUCCCCGGCCCUCCCUCAGGCUCUGGGGACCAGCUUUCCAGGCAACAGCCCCACUGUCAAAAAGCACCAUACUGUUGGAAAUACUUUUGUUUUCAGACUUUGUUCACCAGGAAUCCAAAGGUCGCCAUGUGUAAACCUCAAUCCAAACUGGCACAAAUUGGGUUCUCACUUCGACUGAUAUCAGGCAAGGAACAGCAGAGAAGCAGGCUUAGGGGUGGGGAUUGCGGCUCAAGUUUGGAUAUUUUUCUUUGUCGCUGCAGUAAUUUGUUGAUAGCCUCAGCCACUAAUGGCUCCAUGUCGUGAGAUGCGGACGUAAACAUGGAGAAGUGGAAACUUGAGUUCCGAAGCUCGAUUCACAUCUCAUCAUUUCUGGACUCAAGAAGAAUGGACAAAUUGCUUGAUACAAUUUAUUCCACAGUCAUUAUCCAGCCCAUAGUGGACCGUGAUCAAUCUGUGUUCAUUAUGUUUGAAUUUCUGGGACAAAUAUGUAUUAAAAAAACACACACGCUCAAAACUUCACUAGUUUCCCAUAACCAUUGCAUCACUGUUGUUUAUAAAGCACAUUUCUUUCACUUGGACAAUGUUUAAAGUGUGUGAUGCGGCAGCAAGGCCUAUAAUGAGAACAUCAAAACAAUGUUUACAAGGUACAGCAGGAAUGAACAAUAAGGGUAGAAUUCACCCCAAGGUGCAGUCAGUUGUCCACAUCGUGUGCAAUUACAUUUGCACUUAAUCCCUCCACUGAGAAACAUCACAUCAUAUGGAAGGAUCUGGAGCAAAAGCAGGUCUAUAAACCACAGAUCAGACAUGAUCUUAUUAAGUGAUGGAUAGUGCUAAAUAGAAUAGUCGUGUUCAUUUGUUCCAACAGAUAUAUAGACUAAGAGGGUCAUUAAUAGUAAUUGCAGUAUUGGGAGUAGAGAAAGAGCUAUAACCCAUGCCAAAAAGUAAUUAAGGGAAAAGAUCCCACUUAUCCAUCUCCUCAGCUAUUUCCUCUCAGUUAGCGAGUGGUCUUUUUUUGUCGUGGUUCCAUCAUUAGGUUUUUUUUUUGUUCGCUGACCUCAUUGGAUACCUUCUCCACACCCAGCAAUCUACUACUCAAAAGAAUAUUGAGUGCUGGGUGAAAAUACCUGAGGAUAGCAGUGCCUGUUAUCACCCUAAUCCUCUUGCAUUUGUUGUGCAAGUGAAAACAUUGGGGGCAAAAAAAAGUGGAGAAAUCCAAAUCCAGGAAGACUUCUAGGGUGCCCAUCUGAGAGGGAGAUGGUCAACAUCUUUCCCUCUAUCACUCAAGUUCUUCUUCAAGCUUUUUGAAUUGGAAUCAUCUGACUAUUCCUUCACUGUCCCUGAGUCAAAUUCCUGGAACUGCCUGACAGCACUAUGGAUAUCCCUACACCCCAAACAUUGCAGUCGUUCAAGAAGGCAGCUCACCACCACCUUUUUCAAGGCAAUUAGGCAAGGGCGAUAAAUGCUAGCCAGUGACACCCAUGUGGCAUUGAAUGAAAUCUUUAAACUUCUCAUACAUGAAUAGGAGGACUCUAAUAUGAAUACACAAAAGCCCUAGUUAUAUGAUUGAACAUUGCAGCAACAUUGGGCAGGAUACCAUUAUGUAACAAUGUGCAUGUGGUUGUGUGCACAGGGCUCUGACUGAGAUGCAAGUCUGAGAAUGUUUUGGAGUUUAUGGGAACUACCAUUUUUUUUGUAAAUGAAGGUCCGAAGCCAGGGGCUUGAUUCUGUUCAUGAUUUGUCCGUCUCGGGCUGGUUGCAUCAUUGUGAAGGGGAACUAACCAUUGCUGAGUCAAAUGCCUGUCAGUCAUAAUUUUCCAUAGUGAUUCUGUCUCCAGUUAGAUAAGAGUGUAUUUUCAGUCAGAACCAGGAGCAAGGAAUUAUCUUAGUGUUGAAAGUACAAUAGGAACUGAUUCAGUGAGUGUACUGAUCCACACAGAUCAGACAGCUCCUAGGCUUGGUCAGUUUUGUUCUGCAUUAGUUGGGCUUAGCUAGGGGUCGCAGUGGGGAUCUUAAGUGGGUCUUUGUGCUCUUGAAGGUGAGAGCAGGGAAAGUCAGGCAGAGUUCCUGUUCCUGAUAAUGCACCAAUUCCCCACACCAGGAAUAUGUAUGUGCAUUGAGGUACAUACAAGUAUGCUAUUGUUGGAUGAGGGGACAAGGUCAAACUUGGCUGUGAUGUUCCCUUUUUUGAUUAAGUGCAUGUGCGAGGAAUGGUCACAAGAUCAAAGGUUCUCAAAGGUUGUUAGAUGGAACAGAGAAAGCUGGUAAAAUACUAAGCUGUCUGAUCCUCAUAGCACACUUCACUUGUUGUACAUUGUGUCUCACAAUGGAAACAUGGGCUGGGAACAGGAGGGAUGCUGGUAUGGGGGUGAGCAAUUGUGUUUUGAAGCGACCAUGCUCCAGUAAAACAUUGUCCCAAUUAUGCCCAGUAAAUGUAAGGUUCUAUUUUGUAUUCCCAGGGUUAUGGACCAGCAAUCCUUUCCAUUGCUAAACUGCAAUCAACAUGCAGAAGAAUAGUACCCAGAUAGUACUUUAAUCCAUUAGAUAAUUUGAGAGUUGCACUGUGGAUUAUUUUUCUUGCAGCCAGCACUAAACCCAUUCCAUUUCACUCCAUGGAAAUAGAUGAUGAGUUGAUUGAAGUGUGAGCAGAGCAAUUUUCAUUUGCCAUUUAUACCUGCUGAUGCCCCCUUCAGAACUUCAACCAUUAUUGUCAUGAUAGUUUAUCCACACAAGGUUUGGAAAAGAGAAGUUUUUGGCAGUUCAGAUUCAAUGAACUGAAGGGCCUCUUAAGUACUGUGCUAUGAAAACGGUUUGGUACCCCUGAACACAUUAAUAGACUGACUGGUUGGUUUGUAUGGGCUGAACAAUGUGAAUUAUGCAAGAGAUUACACAAAACAUAACUGGUGCUCAGAUUACAUAACACACGUUGACUUCAGCAAGCACGUUGCUCAAUUUCUGUGAAGCAUCCUCACCCAUCCCCUCAGUUUUCUAUCUGACCUCUAGUUUUUUUUUGCAGCUUAUACUUUUAGUUCACACUCCACCAGUUUGAAUCAUACAAUUAAAGUUCAAUCUUUGACACUUCCUUGAAGCAAUAUUGCCAUCCUUGAAGGAGGUGGCAAAUAGGGGGUGGGGGCAGUGGUUAAGUAGAAUGAUGUAAGUAAAUCAAUUCAACUUUUAAAAAUAACAAAAAAUAAAGACUAAAAAAUCCCAAGCCAUUUGUUGCCUUUAUUUCCAUCUUGUAUUUUGAACUGGGUGAAGCCACACAUACUUAAAACUAUACUGAAAACAAGAAAUGCUGGAAAUCACAGAGGGCCAGGUAGCAUCCAUGGAGAGAGAGUAAGCUAAUGUUUUGAGUCCAGCUGACUCUUGAGUACAGAUUCUGGCAUCCGCAGUAAUUUGCUCCUACAUUUAAACUCAUGUUUUCUCAAGUAGUUUCCACGCUUGGUUUUAAAUGAGUGAAGCUAUCAUUCCUGAAACAUCGAACAAACUUAAUGUUUCUAAGAGCGAGUUAGAGAGAAGGUGUUCAGUUUAAACAGCAAGGAGCACAGUUCCGGCUUUAUGCAAUGCUUCAGUCUUGCUGUUCUCAGGAAAAUCCAAUGAUCCUCAACCCUGUUUUGAAGUAUAUUUCAAUGAGCCUUUACAUUGAAGGCGACUUUACAGAAAGAACCUCACCUGCUUUAAAUCACUGACCUUAGGGAAUACUGACCACACAAGCAAUAAAUAAACCAUGCAUGCAGUGUUUCCUUUAUAGUGCUAUAUGGACAAAAUAGCUGUUGCAACAAUCUGCACUCAGUGCUACUAGGAAAAAAGUCAGCUAACUAUGGAGUGUCUAAACAGAAUCUAAAACAUUCUAAAUAGCUGCUUAAAAUCAAUGAGAAGACUUGAAUCUGGGGAGAAUUCUUUGUCUGCUAUGCCAUUAGUGAUACAGUUUACCCAGUGGAAGCAUUGCUAAUUACCAUUUUCAACCAAAUAAAAAAUAUUUUUCUAUAGAAAGUUAUUCCAAUUUCAGUAGGAACGUGGAAACAGAGGAAUCCCCUCCCACCUAAAUUGUGUUUAACAAAAUUGCCAAAAGGUAGGAGCAAGUUUCAGCAAUCCCUUCUGGUUGUUCCGUGGAGCUCAUUGUUCACUCUGCUUCCAAGUAGCCAACACAGGUAGUUACACACUGGUAAACAGUCGUAUUCUUAUAAGUUAACACUAGACAAAAUGAAAUAUAUAAUUAUUAAAUUGAUGCUAGUGCUCAUCUCAAAUAUUUGGAUUAUGUUUGCCCAACCAAAAUCCCUUUUUUUCCCAACUUUGGGCGCUUAAUCUUUGAGAAUGAAAUGUUACAGCCCCUGUGUUGCUGACGGCUUGUGGGAUCUGUUUACUGUGAAGGAGCUUUAGUCCACAGUGGAUUCUAUUUCCAAUGCCUGUCUUCCUUUCUUUUGUGGUUUUGGUGCAUAUAACGGCAACAAGCCAGUAUAGCUUAUCACAAAGUAAAUGGUGAUUUAUGCCAAGUGUUAUGUGUUGCCUGACAUACAAUCUGCUUGAAGCACAUGUUUCCUCACAGUGCUACUUACUCUGUUGAAUAAAGUUGAUCCCACACUUAACACCUUUUGGUGUAGUCCGAUUCUUAUAGACUAACAUGAUAAUAACUGUUAAAUUCCAAACCAUGUAACCCAUUCCACACAAUUUCCCCGCCUGUAGCAUUGUUUGAACUGUAAACUGUAUUGUAUAAUGUCAAGCUCAGAAUCUGCCUAGAAGUCAGUGUGCAGAGGUAAAGUUGUCCAACAAGUUUAAUGGUAUCUGGAUAUUUCACUACCUUUAGAAACAUUGUACUGGUACAUUGAAGUGUCUUGUAACAUGCUGUUGUUCCCACGGUAGAGUGUUGCAUAAUCUGUCAUAGACCUACAUCCCCAUCUGUCAUCCACUGGCAGACGUUUAUUAAUUAGUUUGCUUUAUGAAAGUAAAAUUUUGGAUUUUCUUUGGUAUUUUAAACAAUACUUCUUUUCAUCUCAAAUCCAAAUCCCUCUAUCCUCGCACCCAUUUUUAUUUCAGCUAUCUGCUUCAACUGCACCUGUACCUUCCAUUCUCUUACUCUUACAAAUAAUUGGCUCCAGCUCCCACUAAUCAGCCAUCAUUGAUUCACUGCUAUAUAAAGUUGCCUUGGCAAUCCACCCCAUUUGUAUUUCAAGAAAAUCUUUCACUCUCUCCCUUGCUCUGUGUGGCGUUCUCUCUCUCUGUAAGCUGUUUUUAGAAGUCCAUACUCUGAAGGAAAUUCAUGUUGCUGUAUUUUAUGUUCCAGGCCCUCUUUAACCAUUAAUUCUAAACUUACUUUAGAAACGUCACAAUUAUUACUUUGGUUUACAUGUUAAGCACUCAAGGUUCUUUAGAUUUGUUUCCAUUCAAGCUUAGCACCAUGAUUAUCCUGAGCUGCUUCAUAAUGGACUCUCAAUGGCUGCUGUUCUGUCCUGGGACUCAAAUAGUGAAUUAAGAGGUGAAAAAAUGGUUUCUUAUUUGUUGCAAAAUUCUUGCCUCCAUCGGUUUAAAGCCCUUCAUACUCUCUAACCUGUCUCAUGUGUUACCAGUUUAUACCAGCCAGUCCUGAAACCAGAAUCACUGUUCUAUCUAAGAUUAAAUUAUUGUAUGAGAAUUGGGGUUUGAUUCGUUUGCUAUUUUAUGAUUGUGGUCAAUUUAGGUUGUUCUUGAGAGUAGGGGUAAAAAAAAUAUGUAUUAGACAGACAUAGAAACAGGUCAGCCUGUACAUUGAAAGGUUACAGUGGCCCUCGCUAUUUCAUGGUGCCGACUGGUUAACAAACAGUUCCUUUAAGAUACUGGGGUGAGGUGGGUUGCAGCAUCACUAAUUCUGCUCUGGCUGCAGGUGAAGACAGUUGCACAUGCAACAAUAUGAACUGAUAGGUCCUUUCUGUGCGGUUUGACAAAAAACUGUUUUUGCCAUUUUGAAAUUUGAAGUUUCUCUUUGGCUCUGGAUCAUGCAAAGCUGGUUUGGUCUUUGUUGACUGACUGGAGCAGUUCCCACAGUUUUCAUUUUGCGUGUUUUGUUUCAUUCAGUGCAACAAGAUUUAUUUUUGGAAACAAAUUUUUAAAAAUACAAUCUGGACACUGUACUGUAGGUGCAUUUGCCUGUACUCAUGCCUAAUGUAUACAUAUGUUUUAAUGAGACUCAAGAAGAUGAAUAAACUAUAAUGCAAGUUAUAACUCAA